AUGUCUUUCCAAAAGCCCGAGAAGGAUUUCGGCGAAGGCCCAAAAAUCCACAAGAUCCGCAUCACCCUCACCUCGCGCAAAGUGCAGUCUCUGGAGAAAGUGUGCUCGGAGCUGCUCGACCGCGCCAAGACCAAGAACUUGCGCGUCAAGGGCCCCGUCCGCCUGCCCACCAAGACGCUGAAGGUCACCACGCGCAAGACGCCCUGUGGUGAAGGCUCAAAGACCUGGGACAUGUACGAGAUGAGGAUCCACAAGAGGUUGAUCGAUCUGAAUGCCCCGACCGAGGUCGUCAAGCAGAUCAUCAUCAAUAUUGAGGCCGGCGUCGAGGUAGAGGUUACGAUUGCGGCAUAG
Cladophialophora psammophila CBS 110553 is the source of this 351-nucleotide messenger RNA. RefSeq names its product 40S ribosomal protein S20. Gene Ontology annotation, cellular component: ribosome; cytosolic small ribosomal subunit. Gene Ontology annotation, biological process: translation. Gene Ontology annotation, molecular function: RNA binding; structural constituent of ribosome. The record is from RefSeq and is a predicted model, not a curated record. The coding region runs from base 1 to 351 and encodes 116 amino acids. Lineage: Eukaryota; Fungi; Ascomycota; Eurotiomycetes; Chaetothyriales; Herpotrichiellaceae. The transcript is spliced from 2 exons.